Messenger RNA from Rana temporaria (common frog), 3396 nucleotides. RefSeq names its product breast carcinoma amplified sequence 4 (gene BCAS4). NCBI's taxonomy places the organism in Eukaryota, Metazoa, Chordata, Amphibia, Anura, Ranidae. Bases 109 to 3111 code for a protein of 1000 amino acids. Gene Ontology annotation, cellular component: BLOC-1 complex. The record is from RefSeq and is a predicted model, not a curated record. The transcript is spliced from 5 exons.
UCCCCAAAACGUACGCCGGGUGGCGACCGAGUACAGCCGAGAGCCGGGCCGUCGGCCGGCGUUGUGUGGAAAUUCCCGGGCCGGGUACCUCAGGCUGAUCUCCGGGAGAUGAGAGGCGGGGUGCGGGCCGGGACCCCGGGGGGGCAGGAGGAGGCGGGGAGGGGCCCUAAGGAGGGGGGAGGACAGAGAGGGCCUCAUGAGGUAGAUGUGUCUGAGGGGACAGGGGGACAGAGAGCUGAGGAGUCAGGGGAGCAGACAUUUGGGGUGUCAGAGGGGCUGGAAGGUGGGGUGUGUGGAAGGACAGGGGUGCAGGAAGGUGAAGAGAUAGGGGUGCAGGCAGGUGGGAUGUCUGAGGGACCCGGGGUUCAGGAAUUUCGGGUGUCUGGGGUUACAGGGGUGCAGGAAGGUGAAGAGAUAGGGGUGCAGACAGGUGAGGUGUCUGAGGGACCCGGGGUUCAGGCAUUUGGGGUGUCAGGAGUGCAGGAAGGUGAAAAGAUAGGGGUGCAGACAGGUGAGGUGUCUGAGGGACCCAAGGUUCAAGGAUUUGGGGUGUCUGAGGGGACGGGAAUGCUGGAAUUUGGGGCAUCUGAAGGGACAGAGUUUCAGGGAUUUGGGGUGUCUGAGGGGACAGGAAUGCUGGAAUUUGGGGUGUCUGAGGGGACAGGAAUGCUGGAAUUUGGGGUGUCUGAGGGGACAGGAAUGCUGGAAUUUGGGGUGUCUGAGGGGACAGAGUUUCAGGGAUUUGGGGUGUCUGAGGGGACAGAGUUUCAGGGAUUUGGGGCAUCUGAGGGGACAGGAAUGCUGGAAUUUGUGGUGUCUAAGGGGACAGGUGUUCAGGAAUUUUGGGUGUCUGGGGUUACAGGGGUACAGGAAGGUGAAGAGAUAGGGGUGCAUACAAGUGGGGUGUCUGAGGGGACAAGAGUGCAUAAAUUAGGGGUGUCUGAGGGGACAGGAAUGCUGGAAUUUUGGGGGUCUGGGGUUACAGGGGUACAGGAAGGUGAAGAGAUAGGGGUGCAUACAAAUGGGGUGUCUGAGGGGACAAGAGUGCAGAAAUUAGGGGUGUCUGAGGGGACAGGAGUGCAGAAAUUAGGGGUGUCUGAGGGGACAGGAGUGCAGAAAUUAGGGGUGUCUGAGGAGACAGGAGUGCAGAACGAUGAAGAGUCAGGUGUGCAUACAAGUGGGGUGUCUGCGGGGACAGGAGUGCAGAAAUUAGGGGUGUCUGAGGGGACAGGAGUGCAGAAAUUAGGGGUGUCUGAGGAGACAGGAGUGCAGAACGAUGAAGAGUCAGGUGUGCAUACAAGUGGGGUGUCUGCGGGGACAGGAGUGCAGAAAUUAGGGGUGUCUGAGGGGACAGGAAUGCAGAACGGUGAAGAGUCAGGGGUGCAGGAUUUUGGGGUGUCUGAGAUGACAGGAGUAUGGGAAGGUGAGUUGCGUGGAAGGACAGGAGAGGUACAGGAAGGUGAAGAGAUAGGAGUGCAGACAGGUGGGAUGUCUGAGGGACCCGGGGUUCAGGGAUUUGGGGUGUCUGGGGUUACAGGGGUACAGGAAGGUGAAGAGAUAGGGGUGCAGACAGGUGGGAUGUCUGAGGGGACAAUGGUUCAGGAAUUAGGGGUGUCUGAGGGAACAGUGGUGCAGGAAUUUGGGGUGUCUGACAGGACAGGUGUGCAGGAAUUAGGGGCAUCUGAGGGGACAGUGGUGCAGGAAUUUGGGGCGUCUGAGAAGACAGUGGUGCAGGAAUUUGGGGUGUCUGAGGUUACAGGGGUGCAGGAAUUUGUGGUGUCUGAGGUUACAGUAGUGCAGGAAUUUGGGGUAUCUGAGGGGACAUUGGUGCAGGAAUUUGGGGUGUCUGAGGUUACAGGGGUGCAGGAAUUUGGGGUAUCUGAGGGGACAGGGGUGCAGGAAUUAGAGGUAUCUGAGGUUACAGUGGUGCAGGAAUUUGGGGUAUCUGAGGGGACAGUGGUGCAGGAAUUUGGGGUAUCUGAGGGGACAGGGGUGCAGGAAUUUUGGGUAUCUGAGGGUACAGGGGUGCAGGAAUUAGGGGUAUCUGAGGGGACAGUGGUGCAGGAAUUAGGUGUGUCUGAGGGGACAGGGGUGCAAGAAUUAGGGGUAUCUGAGGUUACAGGGGUGCAGGAAUUAGGGGUGUCUGAGUGGACAGUGGUGCAGGAAUGUGGGGAAUCUGGGGGUACAAGGGUGCAGGAAUUAGGGGUGUCUGAGGGGACAGUGGUGCAGGAAUUAGGGGCAUCUAAGGGGACAGUGGUGCAGGAAUUUGGGGUAUCUGAGGGGACAGUGGUGCAGGAAUUUGGGGUGUCUGAGGGGACAGGGGUGCAGGAAUUUGGGGUAUCUGACGGUACAGGGGUGCAGGAAUUAGGGGUAUCUGAAGGUACAGGGGUGCAGGAAUUUGUGGUGUGUGAAGGUACAGGGGUGCAGGAAGGUGAUCUGUUUUGGGGUCCAGCACAGAAACAUUUUGUGGCCCCGGGGAAGGAACGGCAGAAGAUUGCAGAGGUUCAGGAAGGGUUAAUGACGAAGGGGAAGGGGAUUGGUGUAGAUGAGGAAGAAGCCGCCGGUUUGUGUAUAAUGCAGAAGCUGGAAGAAGUGGCGGGCCCGGCACCAAUGACCCCGGAGGAGACCGCCCUGAAUUACGCCCAGCUGCUCACUGCUGACACCUGCACAGAGGCGCAAGGCUUGGAAAACGCCACCGAGGAGAUGCUGACCCGCCUGGACGAGUUCUGCGCCAUGGUGGACAUGGUCAGAAACGAAUCUUCUAUUAUUCUGGAAGAUAAAAUCCCGGCUGUGAAAUUCAAAGUGGAGGAACUGAACCAGAUCUACAAGCGAGUAGAUAAGUUGGAGGCCUUUGUGAAGAUGGUUGCCCAUCAUGUGUCCUUCAUGGAAGAGGAGGUGACUCGGGCAGAGAAGGAUCACCUGUCGCUACCUCAAGCCUUUAAUAGAAUACUGUCCGCUGCUUCCAUCCCUUCCUUCCUUCGGAUCGAUGGUGGCACAGGAAUAAUACAGAAAAAUACAAAGAAAAAUAAGACAAAUAAACCAGUUAGAAGUACCGCAGUUCUUCACGAGGAUGCCUUACUUUCAUGGAAGAUCUUAUUUUAUAAAUUUUAAAACUGGACGAGGGGAACCAAACCAACUUUAGAAAGGAACAGAGCCAGGGCAUGGACAACAGGUUCCUGGAGCUCCGUGCACUGCCAAGGCAGCAGGCAACUUGACCUACCAGACUGAUCUUCUAACAGAAAUAUCAAUUUUGGGGUGCAUUGACCAUCAUUACCUGUCCUAUGUAUUCAGUUUUUUUUUUUGCUUUUCUUUUAGCAAGGCAUCAAGAAGCAAAACACCUACGAGCUGCCAACACUCUACAGGACAGAAGAUUACUUUGACAGAACCCCCAACUAC